CAGAAUUGUGUUUCGGGCUGAGGGAAGUGACUGGAUACGCAUAACUUGAAAUUAUAAGUGUGCUUCUAAAUGUGCACUGACUGAUUGUUUCAUACGGGAUCAGAAUUGCUAGGCCAAUGGGGCUGAAUCUGUUGGAAAGCCCUUCGUUGCCAAACUCAACAAUAUCAAUGACCACAGACGUCGAAACCGUCGAUGACGCCGACGAUCAGGGUUGGUCUGUAAGCGGGAUCGACAACAGCGCCGUGGUCCGCACGGUCUACGGAGUAAUCGGUUUCAGCGGAAUGGCUGGAAAUGCGCUCGUCUGCUUCGUUCUCAUACGCGUUCCUUCGCUUCGUACACGCACGAGCCAGUUCAUCAUCAACCUCGCCAUUGCCGAUUUUCUCACCUCAUUUUGGCUAAUACCCUUUCACAUGUUUCCACGUGCACCACCCUUAUCGAAGGGACUGUCAGGCGAAUUAAUGUGUCGCCUUUACAUCUCGAAAUACAUCCUGUGGGUGUCGGCUGUCAUGUCCAUUUAUUUCUUAGUGGCCGUGACUUUGGAACGCUACGUUGCCGUGGUGCAUCCAUUGAAGUAUAAGCGGGUUUUCACAACAAAGUUCACCUUGCUCGUUUCCGCAUGUUGCUGGUUGAUCGGCAUCCUGUCGCCAAUAUUUUUCUUCUUCAUCUACGAUGUUCGCGAUGGAGUCUGUGUCUUCUUGCCCUACCCAAGCCGGGCUCACCAAAUGGUUGUUGGGGUGUUUAUUUUCACUGUAAUCUACGGCAUACCCAUCGUUAUCCUUCUGGUGUGGCAUGGUAAGAUCAUCAGAUCUCUGAAACGUCAAGCCAAUACCCUGGCCGCCAACAUCGCAGAACAUGGACCAAUUGAGCGAGCUCAGAGAAAUAAUAACAUUGUCAGACGGAAUGAGAGUAACGGUACAUCCGUAGGGGUCAAUAUCGUCAACAACAACAACCGGUGGCAUCUUAAGGUAGCCAACGACAUGCAGAAGACUUUCUUCGUCGUCAUCAUGGUCUUCAUGGUCUGCUGGGCACCUAACCAAUUCCUCUUUCUCUCCUACUCUCUUGGCGCACCUGUCGACUUCACCAAGACCUACUACCACUUCUCCGUCAUCUUAGCGGUUUGCAACUCUUGCGUCAAUCCCUUUAUAUACGUCUUCAAGAACAAGCUGUUCCGGCGUGGUAUCUUUAAGGCUUUUCGUUGCGGUAAUAGUGAGUCGACCGAGGCGUCAUUCAGACAGUCGGAGAACAGCGUACAGCCACUGUCCAUUUCCGUUAGGCAGCAGAAAAGAUCUGAUCAGCAUACAACAGUAUCUGUAACCUGAUAAUGUGCCUUUUAGCCUGGUGCAUACGAGGCGUUAUUUCCAUUGACUUAAUUACAAAACUGAGACUAUCACCAAAUUUGCAAUUUUUACCCUGAUGAGACACGUGAUGCCAUAGCAACAGGGAGCUUUUGCUAUGACAGCACUUGUCAUUUUUUAUUGUUUUUAUCCCUCUAUCGUGUUUUUC
Messenger RNA from Strongylocentrotus purpuratus (purple sea urchin), 1503 nucleotides. Its product is annotated as allatostatin-A receptor-like. The transcript is spliced from 3 exons. Lineage: Eukaryota; Metazoa; Echinodermata; Echinoidea; Camarodonta; Strongylocentrotidae. Gene Ontology annotation, molecular function: G protein-coupled receptor activity. Bases 117 to 1319 code for a protein of 400 amino acids. Gene Ontology annotation, biological process: G protein-coupled receptor signaling pathway. The record is from RefSeq and is a predicted model, not a curated record. Gene Ontology annotation, cellular component: membrane.